Chlorella variabilis is the source of this 723-nucleotide messenger RNA. RefSeq lists its product as hypothetical. NCBI's taxonomy places the organism in Eukaryota, Viridiplantae, Chlorophyta, Trebouxiophyceae, Chlorellales, Chlorellaceae. The record is from RefSeq and is a predicted model, not a curated record. Gene Ontology annotation, biological process: xylan biosynthetic process. Gene Ontology annotation, molecular function: glycosyltransferase activity. Bases 1 to 723 code for a protein of 240 amino acids. The transcript is spliced from 6 exons.
AUGCUGGCCGUGGUGCUUGCCGCCGCGGCGCUCCUGAACUGGCAGCUGGACCCAGACCGCUGGCACAAGGUUUUGACAGGCACCAUUGCGCUGCGAGCAGGCGGUGUGCGGGCGCUGUACAAUUCUUUCCGGUUCGUCGGCCCACCAGCCAACACCGACUUUGUGAUUUUGUGCACCCAGGAGCUGGAGGAGGCGCACAGGCAGGAGCUGCGCAGCUGGGGCAUCAAAGUGCUGGAGGUGGAGCACUUUCGGGCCUGGCAGCUGACGCAGUACGACCGAGUGCUGUUGCUGGACACAGAUGUGAUUUUCCUGCGGCGGCUGGACAAGGUCUUUACCUGGUGCACUCCAGUCAUGGCUUCAGACCUGCCGCCCUCAGACUUCAAGCCGGCAGGCAUGUUCAUCUCUACCGCUUGUCGCAUUUGCACCUUCGUGUGCUGGAUGGACCCGGGCCUGCUGUCAGGCGUGGAAACACUGGUGAUCGAUCAGACGAUUCUGGGCAGCGCCUUUGCUGACAAGUGGAAUUUCCGGCCGCCGCUGCAGACCAUCAAGCGCGGCCUGGAGGGCAAGAGCAAGCAGGAGGCUGUGGAGACGCUGGACGAUCUGGGAUCCUUCCUGCUGCACUUUGUGGGCAGCAACAAGCCAUGGCUCAAUAAGACGGAAGAGGACAGGGUUUAUGCAGGCGCGCACGAGCUCUGGUGGGAUAUGCGGAACCUGCAAAAUUGA